UAACCCUAACCUAAAAUAUAUAACUAAUCGCUCGUAUCAUAAGUAUGGUUUGUCGAUUAUUUAUGUCACGAUAGAUCGUAUCAUAUAUGAUGUUUUGAAUUGAGAUAUCAAAGAAAAUUCUUGUCGUCAUGUUCUUAACGAACGCACUAUUGAAAAAAGCAAAGAGCAAGCACAUCUUAGUCCUCACAGAAAGUCUUAUAAGCGGUCAUCAGUUGGUGCGUAUUCGAGAGAGGUUGGCUGACAAACUAGAAUUUAUAUACUAUGAUCCUCUUGUACGACUCAAGGCGGUAUACAGAGAAAAGAAGAAAAUACGUAGUUUGAAAUAAUGUACAUAAUAUUUUUUAUUAUAAAAUUUUUAUCCAUGGUGAUACGUAAUGAAAAAUAUUCAUUGCUUAUCAGUAUAGUGUUACAUUCAGAGAAAUACAAUCUGUAUUUGUUAUAAAAUACAAUGAUUAAAUUCUAAUGGCAUGAUAA
Cataglyphis hispanica is the source of this 474-nucleotide messenger RNA. It is a transcript of the gene mRpL33, whose product is annotated as 39S ribosomal protein L33, mitochondrial. Gene Ontology annotation, cellular component: mitochondrion. NCBI's taxonomy places the organism in Eukaryota, Metazoa, Arthropoda, Insecta, Hymenoptera, Formicidae. The record is from RefSeq and is a predicted model, not a curated record. Bases 129 to 326 code for a protein of 65 amino acids. The transcript has 3 exons.